UGUCACUUCCUGUAUGACUAAUUCCAGUCGUGUGAGUUUUUCGCACACUACUCCUCAUACAUGCUUCGCUGGUUCCAUCGUUCUCCAUCGUUCUGGUCGUUUGCUCUAUAGAAUAAUUGCUGAUAUUAAGAUACCAGCAUUUUCUUUACAGAGUCUCAGCCAUUAUUCUAAGAAUAUGGAAAUUGUGAGCGUAUAUGGAUGCUUUUCGUGAACAUGAAAUCGCGGGACGUUAGUUUAUUCAGCUCGUUGGAUGUGCGUAGCGCGUGUGGCAGAGAGAAUAUCGCCGCCUUUUGACGAUAUAUAUGACGAUGUCGACUGACGAAAACAAGAGCACUCGUCCCCAGACAUGGAAAUGCCGAUUAAAAGGCUGGCAAUAUUCAAUGAGGCAGUCCAUAAGAGUGAAGAAGCGGAGCCCUCAGAAAACUAAUUCCAAGGUUUCGGAUCGGCUUAGCCCUGAGAACUGUGCGGGAAAGCAUGCUCAAACGGGCUCUUCGUCACCUCGGAGAAAUGACAACAAAAGUCACUUUGGGUGCGAAAGUUGCAAUGCAAAACAUGGCGCAGUGUCAGAUCUUGACGGGAGACGGGGUAAAGUGUUUGCUAAACCAACAGCUAAUGGUCAACUUAUGAAUGAGAAAACAAUGAUUGAUAGGCGAGAAGUCGUUAAAAGAACAUUCGAGAGGAGAAAACAGCGCUCCAAUAACAAUAUUAUCGAGUCGAAAAAUUCUUGUUUGCAACAGAGGAACGAGACAGCUGUCAGACUGAAUGGACACGUAAAGCAAAGUUCAACGAAUAAUUCACAAGGGCGGGCGGAACACAACAGUAGAACGACUCUCCAUAGGCCAAAAAGCUUAAUUGUACUUACAAGUUUGUUUAAACGUUCGAGUGGCCCAUCUAGGGCACAAAGUAUAAACACAGAGCGUGGGAACAGGAAGGACUCACAAAGUUCGGAGGUUUGGGAGCUGAAAGAUCGCCACUCGACACAUGAAUCUACUGAAGAAAAGUUUGUAUGGAAAUGUGACCCUAAUUACUCUUCAUGUGAAUCAUUCUCAGAUUCCGAAUUAAGCCCCAGAUUAUCUAGUAAAUACUAUUCAUUGAAGCGUUCAAAGGCUUCAUUAAUUUAUCCACGAAGUCCCAAGAGUGAGUGGAGACCGAGAAAAGGAAAGUCUAGGACCUUUUGUUGCGAAGGCGAGUUACGGAAUUCACGAAAACGCGAGUUUCAAAGCAUUGUAUUUCAGCAGGAGUUGAGGAAUGAGAUAGCUCGUGAAAUGUCUCGUUCUGUUUGCUUGUUGUCACGGGAGAGACGAUCAUUGUCGGAUAUUCUAUCUGCGGAUGAUCUACGGGACUACCACAUCAGUGACCGUGAGAUACCAUCAAGAACUUCAAGUGUCGAUAAGCGGCGCAGUAACUGGAGUUGUAAUCAGAAGAGCUUCAACGAUUACUCAACGCGCUCUUACACUAGUACAAGUAGCAUUCCUAUUCUUGGUGUAACUCUUGUCGACAGUGAAGGCAACAAAAGGACUAUCAACCCUUUGCAUCACGAUGACGCGGAUUACUGUGAAGAGUCACUAAAAGGGUGCAAAGCCACGCGCACAGACAUGUGUAAAACUAAUCGGGGAAUUAUGAGGGUGCGCGCAUUGAAAACCACGCAAUCGAACCCUGAGAUUUAUCGCAUAGAAAAUGAUCCAGCGAAAGGUGAAAAAUCUUUACCGCGGAAAGAAAACUCGUCUUAUCGUUACUCCAGCCUGGAUGGCCUCGAUGAUUCCGAUUUAGACUCGAACUCUCUAGUUCUUAGCGACUCGUCAAAUACUGAUGAUUUUAUUGCGCGAUCUCUAUCACUGACAUCACGGAAUCGUAGUCUGAACCGCAGCACUGGGAGUCUGGAAGUGUCAUCGGAUUCCAAAACAACCAAAGUACGGAAGCUCGAAAAUGAGCAUGAUAAGAUAUGUCAAACGAGUGAAAGGGACGAGCAGAAAGUGUCAGAUGAUGUUUCCAUGACAAUUGAGGGCUCUCAGAACCGGGAUAUCCCAAGUAACCUCAACCCAGUGCGGGACUCGGAUAGAAACAAGAGCCGUGCGAUACACGGAUCUUUCUGUAAUGAUUUUGACGUCGUCCAAAGUUCUUCCCUUCCCUCGCGCUUCAGUGGUAGAGGCCUGAUGGAGGAUGAGCCAGAUGACGUCAUGAUGACGCCAAGGCUCAGCAGCACGACGGAGGAUAGGCAGGAAUGGCGUGAGCGACGCCGAGCCCUCAGCAACGAUAACAGCCCUAAGUUCUACAACUACAACAGAGAACACAAAUUUCGUGGUCAACCUCCUUCUGUACGGCCACGAAUCCAAAGCCUUGAGGAAUUAUCGCCUAUGGCCGUCGAUGAGAUAAUGAAGAAGAAGCAAUCGGUUCUUAGCCGUGCGCGCAUGCGCCAUAGUAAAUCCGUACCAAACGGGGAAAGUCCAGAAGAGAACCUUCGAGAAAUUGGGAGACGCCUGUCUGGUAAUGAUUUUAGCUUGUCAUUGGAUUCAUCGGCCUUGUCGCGAAAUGAAGAACUUUUUGCCAGUAGUGAUUCCCUGACGAGUAACAAAUCCACCAUAUCCGCCAGUGACAUGGAAAGUUUGUCAUCCUUAGGGUCGGCAAAGUAUCUUAGUCCUCCCACCACGCCUGGACUAAAUGGACCCUCUAAUGGCUUUAGUCGGUCACUUAGUGUUGAUGAGGGUUCGUUUGGAAGUCCUGUGGAUUUUGACGACCAUGAAAGCCUCGACUGUGCUCCCGUGAAGGGUACAGAACGUCCAACGCGUUUUCGUAGGAAGAGGCUGGGGAAAUCAACAGGUGAUUUAAAUUUUGACCGUUCCGAGGAGCUGAAUCAAAGGCGGGAGCUGACAGAGGAGGACAUGGAGGUACCGGAAGCGUUCGCGGAGGCGCUGUGGGAUCACGUGACCAUGGACCCCGAGGAGCUGACCUUCCGGGCAGGUGAUGUCAUCACUGUCAUCAGCAUGACUAAUGUUGAUUGGUGGUUCGGACAAGUGCGUGACCAGGUUGGGUGGUUCCCAGCCCCCUUUGUCCGCGUACGAGUUUCGCAAACGUUGGGGGAUGAGGAGAACCGGCUGAUUCCUCCCUUCAGAUCGAGGCGCGGGACUAACGAAGGGCUGCUGACCAAGGAUGACGUGCGGGCGCGUGUGGUCAACGAGAUCCUCAAUACGGAGAAAGACUAUGUCAAGAACUUGAGUGACGUAGUCGAGGGCUACCUGUGUCAGGCACAGAAGCGCGUGGACAUGUUCUCCGAAGACCAGAUAUAUCUUCUCUUCUCCAACAUUGAGCAGAUCUACGAAUUUCACCAGAAGCUGCUCCUACAGCUCGAAGAUUGCUACCUCAAGGACAACCCUUGCGACAGUAUGAUCGGAAGGGUGUUCUUAGAAAACAAGGAAGGCUUUCAGAUAUACUCCGAAUACUGUAAUAACCAUCCGCACGCCAUCGCCGAGCUCAAGACGCUCUGUGAGUCUAACAAUUACAAGCAUUUUUUUGAGGCGUGUCGGCUUCUUCAGGACAUGAUUAACAUAUCUCUUGAUGGCUUUCUUCUGACGCCAGUACAAAAGAUCUGCAAAUACCCGCUACAGCUCGCGGAGCUGCUAAAGCAUACAUACCCUACACACAAAGACUACGAUGCAGUCCAUGAUGCCUUGCGCACCAUGAAGGAAGUGGCGUCACUCAUCAACGAGCGCAAGCGAAAAGUCGAAAACAUCUAUAAGAUCGCCAAGUGGCAAGCCACGAUCGAGGGCUGGGAGGGAGAAAAUGUGCUGGAGCGUAGUUCAGAGCUAAUCCACUCAGGUGAUGUGCACAAGAUUUCCCUCGGGACUUCACAGGAACGGGUCUUCUUUCUCUUCGACAACCAGCUUAUCUAUUGCAAAAAGGACAUACUCAGGAAGAAUGGUUUAUCCUAUAAAGGUCGCAUCGACAUGAACUCUGCGCAUGUCACCUGGGUGGAAGACAAAGAAGAGAGCUAUAAGAAUGAGCCACUUGUGAACGCGUGGAAGAUCUACAAUGAAACCAAGAACAAAUGGUACGUCGUGUACACAAAGACCGCUGAGCAAAAAGAGCGCUGGCGCCUUGCGUUUACUGAGGAGAGAAGACGCGUGAAACAAGACGUCGAGUUCGGGCUCGUCAUACCACAGCCUACCCGCCGUGCUGCCAUGAGAGCCGCGAACGCGUCGAUAAAGGGCAAGAAAGAACGAGCAGCAGAGCGAAGAGAAAGGUUUGUGCGGUCAGCAUCGGAGUUCAUGAAGUCUCCCCCGUCCCCAACUUUACGGCUUCCCCCGCCAGUAUCAAGCGCUGAUCUCAUCCGCGAGGAAUCGCCCGAAGACACAAAGACUGAUAAAACACAGGAAGGCAAUCAGAUCGGAUUCCUUCAAAGAACUUCCGUGAUCCGACGAAGCUUUGGAUUACGCGGAUCUGGCCGAAAGAAGAAUAAGGAUAAACGAAUGAGUUCGGUAUUUUAGCGGGAUAAGUUUCAAUAAUUUAAAAGGUUUACCGCUGGCUGGAUGAGCACCGCAGGCACGGCUCAAGGAUUCCGAAGUUUUAUUUCAUUAUUUGAAUGUAUAGUGAAUGAAGAGAUCAACUUGUUCCAAAGACUUCGAUAUUUCCUUGUCUUAGCAGUGCCAGCAACACAGGGCGAUAUUGACGCAUAUUGCACGUUUCAUUGUGUUUAUGGCUAACUGAAGUUGAAAGCAAAAUAAGGAUGUGUUGUUGAAUGCUAUUCUAUGCGGUUUUAUGAAUCCUUGAUAGUAGGGAACGCCCUAGGUUAGGAUACAAUGAGGGAGCCCUUAUUUGCCUACCCUCAUCACGAAGAAGAGUUUCAUGUAAUGGUAUUUACAUUCACAUAGUUGUAAAGCUGUGUCACCACGGAAAAGAUAGACCGUCAUCUUCAUUCCGACUACAACCAAACAUUCCUCAGAGGGCCUUGAAAUGUGAUCUCCGGCACCUUGUAUGGGCCUUGUGCGUUCAUUAAUAUGCUGCACUUUUACAACUCAAGUGAUUUCCACCCUAGCAAGCAAAGUGAGCAAGCAUUAACGUCUUCAUCGAUCUACUGCAAAAACUCCAAACCUCUUAGCAUGGGUAUUUGUUUGCUGCUUCGAUUAAGUUGUAGGAUGUUAUGAGAAUUGUGUCAAUGUACUUAUGACAUUAAUUUCACUCGGAGCAUGACUUCCGCAUUUGCAUUUACAUUUACUUUUUGAAAUAAUUGUAAAUGUUGAAUUCCGUUUUUUUAGCUCCACCUAGCUUCUUUCCUUUUUUUUUCACUUUCAGUUCUUUUCUUUCUAAUGUGUUAUUCUUGUAUCUCUUAUUUCUUAGUUUUUUUUGUUCUAUUUGCAUGACUUGAGUUUCUUAGCUCGCAGUUACGGAGGAGGACUACAACGUAUGACCACAAUGCCUGAGGUUGGCUGGAAUUAAAGCUUAAUAAUAAGAAUAUGAAAAACAAUCUAAUAACAGUCAUAUUGAAUGAAAAGUCUACAUUUAUAAGCAUUUUUGUCUUACUUGUUUAUGCUUUCUUCACAUAUUAUUCUUCGUGCAUGCGCGGCGUCCGUUAUGGCCUAAAAUGUUUUUCACACAAAUAUAUUCAUUUAAAAGCUAUAUAAUGCACAUGAGAAAUAAAUUUAUUUUCUGUAUAAAAUUUAAUAAAUAAAACUGUUCGAUAUGUA
Nematostella vectensis (starlet sea anemone) is the source of this 5678-nucleotide messenger RNA. RefSeq lists its product as uncharacterized. NCBI's taxonomy places the organism in Eukaryota, Metazoa, Cnidaria, Anthozoa, Actiniaria, Edwardsiidae. Bases 303 to 4481 code for a protein of 1392 amino acids. The record is from RefSeq and is a predicted model, not a curated record. The transcript is spliced from 13 exons. Gene Ontology annotation, cellular component: cytoplasm. Gene Ontology annotation, molecular function: protein binding; guanyl-nucleotide exchange factor activity. Gene Ontology annotation, biological process: intracellular signal transduction.